AUGCUAGAUUUAGAUCUUUAUUGGAGCAUAGUCGACAAUAUGGAUAUCACAGGCUACAGCGAUACUCAUACUUCAAAGCAUGGUUUUGAUAGAAUGGAAGUCAUAGGAACACAAAUGGGUAUGGUGUCUACGAUGGAUACUAACAGUGCUUCGAGUAAUGCUGAAAGUUGUGAUUCUGCUGGAAAAAUAUUUAGCGUUAAACAAGAAACCAAUAAAGCAUAUCAUCUAAUGACCACAGAUAUUGCAUCAAAACAAAAUGUACAAAGCAUAGUGGUUAAAUCCAAUGAGGAACAAUCCAAUUUAAUCAAAGUUCGUGUGGGUUUCGACAUUACACGUAAAGGUGAAAGAAGCUUAGUGAUUGAUGGAUAUAAAUUUACUAAAUCAAGAGAUGGCACAGGUGAUCGUGUGUUUUGGCGAUGUUCUCGACGGGAGUGUAAAGCUACAGCUGUUACCGUUUCCAAUAAAGUAGAACAUGUACGAUCAAUUCAUUGUCAUUCACCACCAGUUGCAGCAGAAUUUUUUUCCGAGGAUUCUUCUCGAUUUGAACAAGAAGUACGCUUUAAUAAUGUAGUCUACACUCAACGGUCUCGUAUUCGUAGACGCAGUCAACCGAAUCCUUCUACUAAAUUAUCGAAACAAUUAGUGAUGAAACAGUUUUGUCUGGACAAGAAAAAAACAUCAACAGGUUCUACUACAUGUUCUGUCACAUCAGAAAUUCCUUGUGAAACUUAUUCUUCAGAUUUUUUAAAUGUGGACUGUUCAAAUAACAUUUUAUCACCUGCAAAGAAACGACAUCGUUCCGAUCAAAUUACAUCUGACUACAUAACUUUACAAACAAUGUCUGCUUUAUUUAAUAAGUGGGCUGAUUCAAAACAAAUGGCAAACACGAAUAAUGAUAAUAUAGAAGGAAAUCUUUCAAAUAACUCAAACAGUCGUUUAUCUACUACUAACAUGAUGAUAACUGCCCCUUCUGACGAAAAUGAUAAUAAUUCUUUGAACAGCAUUCCAGCUACAUCUAUUAACAGUUAUUUAAGCACACUUCACGAAGAUUCAUUUGCCAAUUCAGAUGAUCAGCCUAGCUCAGGAUCUGCCACUUUAGAACAGUUAGCUGCUUUAGCCACCUCGUUAAAUAAUAUUUCUAACCAUAUCCUCGAGAAAGGAUCAAACAUGAUGAACGAAGUAAAUUCAUCUCCAAAUAAUGAUGAAACAACGAUAAAGUUUACAAAUAACGCGUCAAUACAAUGUACCAAAAACAAUGAUCUACCUAAAACUAAUAAAUAUGAUAUUGAACAAUCGGCUACAAGUUCGUAUACAGUUGAUAUCAAUCCCAUUAGACAUCACCCUCAUGAACAAAUUGUUCUUCUUAGUAAUGAAAGGCUAAAUGAUUUAUUGAAAAUAGUGAGUUGUGGUACAAUGAUGAAUAAUGAUAUUUCAAUAAAAAAUGGUUCUAUCAAUUCUUCUGCUUUCCAAGGAUCACCUACAAUAAGCAAUCGCUUGUUAAAAUCUUCAGGGUAUUCAAAACUUUCAGAUGCUCAUUGUACUAAUAGCCUGUCAAAAUGCACUGCUACUCAUUGCUGUUCAUAUUAUCCAAGAGCUAAUAUCACAAUGGAACAUUCUAAUAAUGUGUAUACUCCUCCAUCUCUUCAGUUUACCUCUUGUUGUUCAACAAAUGGUAUUCCAAAUCAAAUUGUUCAUUUUUCUGUAAAUAGUAGUUCAACUGCCUCAUCCAACAAAAAACCUGUAACUAUGGAUGAUGAUGAAUAUGGUUCAUUCCGAGAUGUUAAUAAUAAUAAUAUUAUUAUUAAUAAUGCUAAUGGUAAUAAGUUAUCAUCUUCAAACUUAAUAGUCCAUUGGAAAAAGGAGAAAAUACGUGAAUCUGUUGAAGAAUGCAGUGUGCCUUCGACAAACAGUAGAUUUUAUGAUGAAAAUGUUACUAUUCCACAAAAUGUUUAUGUAGACAAACAAUCUUCGAAUACUGUACAAUUGAGUACACCAUGGAGUAUUGAUCAGUUUUCAACAAGCAAUAAUUCAAUUUCUAAGUGUUCACCAGAAAAUACUCAUGACAUUAUCAAUGAGAAAUCUGUAAACUAUGUUCCACAGAACACAUCAACUUCACUAUCUAAUACAAAUGGAACAGUAAAUAAAGUUCAAUCCAAAGCCAAUUAUACUGCUCAUUCAAAUUGUCUUCCUAUGUCUAAUUCAGAUAUGCUAACCUCUAUUCAUCAAAAUGAUGAUCAAUUUUUAUAUAAUCAAAUUCAAGAUGAUAUACUCAUUAAAAUAUUGAAUACAAUACAACAGUUAACAGCUAAACUUGAUGCUGAUGCUAAUCCACCAGAGGUAAUCCAAAAUUGUCGUGCAAUUCAAGCCUGUUUAGAUACAAUUAAUGCAAUAAAAAGAGUAAAAUCAAAUCGAUCUGAUGAUGAGUGUAGUAGAUCAGAAUUAGGAUCAUUAGCCUCAAACAAUUCACACUUUACACAUCAUUUAAAUUCAGUCACUUCUAAUUAUUCUAUACAACAGCAUAAUGAAUACUCGUCAACGUUAUCACCACCAUCACAGCCCAGUGUUAUUCAACCUUUAUAA
Trichobilharzia regenti is the source of this 2580-nucleotide messenger RNA. The record is from the annotation of a GenBank genome assembly. Lineage: Eukaryota; Metazoa; Platyhelminthes; Trematoda; Strigeidida; Schistosomatidae.